CCGAGGAGUAAAAACUUUCUUCCCUGUGUGAGAGUUUGUAUUGAACCCACCAAAAGUGUCUAUGUGUCUUUAUAGAGCUUCGUAAAUGCCUGAAUAAAAAGCCGAUCGAUUUCAUCUUCCUUCUUCCUCCCUCCUCCAUCCUCAUCUUCUGCUCAACAUCUUCUCAAUUCUCUACCACCUUCUUCCACCCUCGUCAUCUUUCCUUUUCUCUCUCUUCACCAGCAUCAAUUCUCUUUCUUUACCUUCUUUCUUUCUUUUCAUUCACCACCAGCAUCCCCCUAUCAUCUAUUUAAUCUUCAUCUUCAUCAUCGAUUCAUCCUGAGACCAUUCCAAGUUAUCAUGUUUGUCGCCAUCUAUUGAUUUCGAUCCAUCAAAUUCAAAUCAAAUUAUUAAUAAUAACUGUUUAAAACUUUCAAUACUUACUUUUUACUUUUUGUGCCAGUAAAUUGUUGUUUUGAUAAACACAACAAUUAAAAAUAGUUGAAAUGCUUAAAGUCAACCGAAACAGUAAUCUCAUUAUUUUAUCAAGUUAUCUGAGCCAACUUUAAUUACAUCUCGAUGGUGAUAAUGUUUUCAAAUCUCAAGUAAUCAUCACCAUCAUCAAUGCAAACACCGAAAGCAAAACCCAUUCAAUGGGUGUUGACAUUAUUUUCCUAUUACAUUAUAUCAACUUUGUCCAUCCCUGGAGCGAAAUGUAACCCUGAUACCAAAAGAUUGUACGACGAUCUGAUGAGUGUUUACAAUCGGAUAAUCACACCGAUAACCGAACCUAACGGUACAGUUAUAGUCCGUCUUGGUCUUAAAUUAACUCAAUUAAUUGACUUGAAUCUGAAGCAACAAAUUCUAACUGCAAACAUGUGGGUUCUUCAGCAAUGGUUUGACCCAAAGUUACAAUGGGAUCCAGUCGAGUAUGGAGGAGUUACUGAGCUCUAUGUUCCAGCUGAGCAGAUAUGGCUUCCUGAUCUUGUUUUGUACAAUAAUGCUGAUGGUGGUUACGCUGUUACAAUAAUGACCAAAGCGAUGAUCCGUUACAACGGAACCGUCUCUUGGACACCACCGGCAAUUUUUAAGUCUUCCUGUGGAAUUGAUAUAAGAUAUUUUCCUUUUGAUACACAAAACUGUAAAUGGUAUUUUGGUUCAUGGACAUAUAAUGGCUAUACGCUUGAUUUACGACUAAUUGAUUCAAUUAAUGGAUCGAAUUCAUCUAUUGGAAUCGAUCUGUCAGAAUAUUAUCUUAAUGUGGAAUGGGAUGUGAUGGAAGUUUCCGGUCUCGAGGAGAAUAAAUAUUACCAAUGUUGUGAUGAACCUUUUAUCGAUGUUCUAUUUAGCAUGACAGUUCGACGGAAAACACUUUUCUAUACAGUUAACCUGAUAAUCCCUUGCAUCGCGAUAUCAUGUUUAUCCAUUCUGGUCUUUUACCUUCCAUCAGACUCUGGGGAAAAGGUUUCGUUAUCAAUUUUCAUCCUUCUAUCAUUAACUUUCUUCCUUCUCGUUCUCAUUGAGAUAAUACCAACAACCUCCCUUUCGGUGCCACUUCUUGGGAGUUACCUUUGUUUCACCAUGGUAUUGGUUACCUGUUCAGUUGUGGUGACAAUAGCAAUACUAAAUGUACACUUUAGAUCACCUUCAACCCAUAAAAUGGCUCCAUGGGUCCGAAAACUGUUCAUCAGAACAUUACCGAAAAUAUUACUCAUGAAACCUCCGCAAUACCGAUUUGAAAAUGUAGAUGAAGUUUAUGAUAAAUGUUUAAAAGAUCAACCAAAUUCUGGUAAAAGUAAAUUGAAAAGGUUAAAGGCUAAACUUUCACAGGUAAGGUCAAGCUCAUCAACUGCUGCUCAAUCAAAAGCUACACCUUCACAUGGGAUCAUUGGCUCAUCCGGAAGUGACCCGAUGAUUAUCAACGAACUGGACUCUUCUCCAGGAGCGGUGACUGACCAUCAUCGAUCCUUUGAGUUCCCAACUCGCUAUCCAAGAGAGAUCGAAAAAGCUAUCACAAAUGCCAUGUUCAUCGCUCAGCAUAUCGAUAAUGCCGAUGAAUUUGAAUCUAUGCGAGAAGAUUGGAAAUAUGUUGCUCUAGUUCUCGAUCGGAUUUUCCUCUGGUUCUUUACUUUUCUUUGUAUCGCUGGAACCGUUGGGAUUUUCAUCCAGGCUCCGUCUUGGUACGAUAAAACUCAGCCCAUCGAUAUUCAGAAGUCCCAAAUCGCUCGAACCUAUGCCGCUGAUUAUCCUGAACUUUCUGAACUGAUGGAAUAACAUUUGAACAUCGAAUGGAACUUUAAAUCUCUCAAACGAUUUUUGCUCAUUAACUUUAAUAUUUUGUGCUCCUCGAGUUUUAAUUGCUCGAUAAUCACUCCAAAUGUUAACCAAUUCAACUCUAUACAAUUUGAUAUAUGAAAGAAAAAAGUUAAAUAAAAAAAUCUAAUCGAAUUUAUCACA
This is a messenger RNA of Panonychus citri (citrus red mite), 2436 nucleotides long. RefSeq names its product acetylcholine receptor subunit alpha-like 1. The transcript has 8 exons. Bases 604 to 2253 code for a protein of 549 amino acids. NCBI's taxonomy places the organism in Eukaryota, Metazoa, Arthropoda, Arachnida, Trombidiformes, Tetranychidae. Gene Ontology annotation, biological process: chemical synaptic transmission; nervous system process; monoatomic ion transmembrane transport. Gene Ontology annotation, cellular component: postsynaptic membrane; neuron projection; synapse. Gene Ontology annotation, molecular function: transmembrane signaling receptor activity; acetylcholine-gated monoatomic cation-selective channel activity. The record is from RefSeq and is a predicted model, not a curated record.